Molecule: messenger RNA, 1602 nt
Organism: Paramecium sonneborni
Lineage: Eukaryota; Ciliophora; Oligohymenophorea; Peniculida; Parameciidae
Source: the annotation of a GenBank genome assembly
AUGAAUUAUUUAUUUAAUGCAUAAUAGAAUUAGAUAAUUACAUCUGUUAAGAGCCCUUCCAAAAAAGGAUCACUUUAUUAACUCACAAACGAAUAAAAAAUUAAUCAAGAUUUUUAUAAAUAUGAAGGAGAAGAGUAAGAUUUAGAUGGAUCAAAAAGAAGAAUUUCUUGUGAUAUACUCUUAAGAUAUAGUGAUUAGUUGAUGAGAUGCUUGGAUGAAUUGAUACAACAACCAUAAGAUAACAUUAUAAGAUAUUUAGAUUUUUUUAUAUAUCAAGAAAAUCGCUACCUAUAUAUAAUUUAUGAACAUAUAAAAUAGGAAUAAUUUUUAGAUUAUCAAAUAUAUAAUAAUCAAUUGGUUAGAGAUUAAAAAAUUUAAGUUUGUACUGAUAUUGCUUAAGGAAUAUAUCAACUUCAUUAAUUAAGUUAUCGACAUAGAGAUAUAAAUCCAAAAAAUAUUUGUUAAGUAAACGGAAAAUUUAAAUUGACAAAUUUAAAUCAUACAGUUCAUUUUAUCAUGAAGGAUAAGUUAGAUAGAGUAGGGGAUAGUUCUUAUUGGAGUUAAGAAUUAUUAAAUGAAACAGAAUAAAAUGAGACAAUUGACAUAUUUGCUUUUGUAUGUGUUAUGUUUGAGGUUUUUUCUUCACAAAAGUUAUUCAACAAUACGAAUAAUAGGUUAAAAAUCCCAUAAGAUAAGAAGCAAUAAUUCUAAGAAAUUCCUGAAAAUAUAAAAUAAUUUAUCUAUUAGGUAAUUGAAGGGAAUAAAAGAGAUUUGAAAUAAUUUAUAGAAAGUUCGGGUGUGGUUUUAAAUGAAGAUAAGAAACAACCAUAAAAUAAUGUAGUAUAAUAGAGAUAAACGAUGGCCACGCAAUUUAUAGCAAAUAAUGAAUUUAGGAAUGAUAUGAAAUAAUAUUUGCCAGCUUAAUUUGGAUAUCGUGCUUCAAAUUAAACAGUAGCAACGCCAAUGUAAUUUGGAACAAUAAAGCCAUAAUUUAAUUAAUUUCCAAACCCACCACAAUCAGCAACAUUAUAACCUUAAUAGUCAUAAUAAUUCUCAUUUUAACCAUUUUAAUAAUAAAAAGCUUAAUAUCCAUUUUGGUAGCAGGCACCCUACUAAUAAUAAAUGUUUAAAUAGAGCACAGGUUCUUAGAAAAAAUUUCAGACUGCUACAAAUUUAAAUGAGUAGGGUUUUUAAUAAGUGAGUCAGUAGAUUUAAUUUAAUCCAAAUGCUAAUGUUUAAAAUUUCUAAUAAUAAGCAGUAUAGAUUUUAGCCACAGAUUAAGUGAAUGAAAUAAGUCUAGUUAAGAAUAAUUCGUUAUAAAAUGAAUUUUUUUAAACAAAUUAGUUUACGAAAGAGGGAGAAGAUGAAAAGGAUAUUUUUAAGUGUUAAAUAGAUACUUAGAAGGAGGAAAGAGAAAGGGAGUAAUAAAAGUAAAUGGAAAUAAGGAAUUAGAUUUAGAAAAUAGUGAAGUGCGGAUAUGUAGAGGGUAUAGUGUAAAAUGUAAUAGAACAAUUAAAAAUGAAUGAAUAAUAAAAAAUAGAGUAAAUUUUAAGUAAUAUGAUUGUGAGAAAUGUAAGACUAAGAAUAGAUAGUAUGAUUUGA